AUGGGAGUGAUAAGCAGUCCGAUGCCUUGGUGGCGCCGGGGAAGACAUGCCCCAGAGAAGCUAGGAGCCUGUGGGGAGGAGGAGUAGGUGGUUGGGGCAGUCAUGGCAACGAUUGACGAGGUGGAGAAAGAGAAUGAAGAGGCCGGACCCUCCACCAGUCAGGGCGGCUUGAAACGGAAAACGGAAUCAGGAAGUUCUCACACAGAAGGACGCCUCCGAAAACACGCCAGAGGCACUUCACCUUCCAUUUUUGAGAAAUUCUUUCUAACAGGAGAAGGCAGCGAUGUGCAGAUCCGCGCACUAGGGGAGGUGUGGAACUUGCAUAAAGCCUACUUGUGCCAGUGUGGCUACUUCGCGAGCAUGUUCAGUGGUGCGUGGAGGGAAGCAACCAUGAAUACCAUAGACUUGCAGAUGCCCGAUGAGAACAUUGACAGCGAGGCCCUGCAUGAGGUUUUAGGAUCCCUGUACCAAAUCCCCGUGUACAUUCCACCUAGACGUGUUGUGUCCAUCCUGGCCACGGCCAGCAUGCUGCAGCUGGAUGAGCUGAUUCAGCAGUGCGGGGAGGUCAUGGAGGAGACUGUCACUGCCUACACCGUAUGCAGCUACUACUACUCUGCUGAGAGCUACGGCCUCCCAAACAUCAGGACCAUAUGCUUCCAGUGGCUGCUGGACAAUCUGAUGACUCACCACUGUGAGGAGCUAUUGUUGCGGCAAGUCAGCCCAGAUAUCAUGAAAGAGCUCAUUGCCUCUUCAGAGCUCUUAGUGAUGGAAGUGGAGAUGGAUGUGUACACCAUGCUGAAAAAGUGGGUGUACUUGCAGCUGCAGCCGGAAUGGAGCGGCUCCCGCAGAGCCUUAUUGACUGACGCCAACCUGUGGUUUGCCAGGUCCAAGAGGGAGUCAGGAAGCACCCCUUUCCUGGAAACCCAGGAGGGCAGAGCCUUCGUGCCAGUGUUCCAGCAUCUGCGACUGGCCUACAUCAUCUGUGACCUGCAGUCAGCACACAUCAUUGACCAGGAUGCACUGAUCCCGGCCACAUGGCUGACCCCAGUAUACAAAGAACAGCAGCUUGCCCUGGUCCAGGCCAAGGAAAUCAAACGGGUUGGGCUAACUGACAUUCAUGUGCCUAACUUCCCUGAGUAUAGCAUGAGAUGCGGGCACCACCUUCUGAAAGAGGAGCGGUGCAGGUGGCUGUGGGCCAUCCUCAACUUUGACUGGGAUCUGGUGGUGUGCUACGCCAACCGGCGCAUCAUCUUCAAACGCAGCGCCAAGAACAAGUCCCAUGGCCUUGGGAUCAGCGUACUGUGGCAGAGAAAGGUCACUUUUCGCCUGUGUGUGGUUUCCUUGAACACCACUGGAAGAGCCACCUUCAGGAAGAGCACAGAAUACCAGGUGCUUUCCCUAGGAAGAGAUGAAGACCUGGAGGUAGUAAACCUGGAGAACCAAGAUGUGGUCUUCCCCAUAUAUGUGGCCUGUAACUUCCUGUACGUCCCCAGAGAGGGGUGUGGUCCAGAGUGA
This is a messenger RNA of Artibeus jamaicensis (Jamaican fruit-eating bat), 1515 nucleotides long. RefSeq names its product germ cell-less protein-like 1. Gene Ontology annotation, cellular component: nucleus. Lineage: Eukaryota; Metazoa; Chordata; Mammalia; Chiroptera; Phyllostomidae. Gene Ontology annotation, biological process: germ cell development. The record is from RefSeq and is a predicted model, not a curated record. The transcript has a single exon. Gene Ontology annotation, molecular function: protein binding.